Messenger RNA from Saprolegnia parasitica CBS 223.65, 892 nucleotides. RefSeq lists its product as hypothetical. The record is from RefSeq and is a predicted model, not a curated record. Gene Ontology annotation, cellular component: cytosol. Bases 12 to 869 code for a protein of 285 amino acids. The transcript is spliced from 2 exons. Lineage: Eukaryota; Oomycota; Saprolegniomycetes; Saprolegniales; Saprolegniaceae.
UGCUGCACCGGAUGGCAGCACGGUCGAUGGGCAGCCACGCGACGCGACGACCGUGGCUGCUCUGCGCCGACUUUGAUGACACCAUCAGCGCGAAGGACACGAUCCAAGACCUUGCGCUCCUGGCGUGCGCGGCUCGCGGCGCGUCGUCGGCUAUGUGGUCCCAGCUCAGCCAGCAAUAUAUGGACGAGUACACGCCAGCGAUGGCCUCGAUUCCACGCACGUCGCCGUCCGUGGCCUACGAUCAUAGCGGCUUGGCGACCUUCUUGCGAACGUUCAGCGCUGUGGACAAGUCGUCGAUUGACCGCGUGGUUGCCAGCAGAGUCUUGGCCGGUCUCUCGCAUGCUGCGAUUGCUGACGGCGCCACGUCACUCGUGACGCUCCAGCCCGACGCCGCCUCGGUUCUCUCACAGCUUUCCAUGCCGCUUGCGCUCGUCUCAAGCAACUGGUCAUGCGACUGGCUGGCUGCAUCCAUGGGCGACAUCCCCGUUGCCGCCAUCUAUGCCAACGACUUGGUGUUUGGUGACAAUGGCAUCUCCACCGGCGACCUCGCCUUGCGCAUGCAGUCGCCGUUUCAGAAGGCGCAACGCGUGACCACGCUGCAAGACAACGCGAGCAUCGUCUACAUUGGCGACGGCGUCAACGACCUCCUCGCACUGCUCGCAGCCGACGUCGGCAUCGUCUUUGGCAACCCGAAUGCGUCAGCUUCCCGUGUCGCGCGGCGUUUUGGCGUGCGCCUCGUCGAUCUCGUGGACGAAAAAGCUUUCUCUGUCGCGGCGUUGGCGGCCCAUGCGGCGACAGCCAAGGCAGAAAACGCACCCUUGCUCUUCCGCGCACCGUCGUGGCACAUUCUUGGCCGAUUUCUGCGCUAAUCCAGAGGAUCGUUUUCAGUGGA